AUGACUAUAUCACCACUUACGUUGCGCAUCGCCAUGCUGAAUGCUGAUGCCCCAGUGCCCAAUGUGAUACAACAACGGGCACCCUCUUAUGGCCAUAUUUUCCAUGAACUUCUAUCCCAGUCGGCCACUCGAGUAGCCCCUGGGUUAGCUGUCGUGGCAGAAUAUUUCGACGUUUACCAUGGCGUUUACCCAGAGUCACUCACGCACUUCGACGCUAUCGUCAUUUCCGGUUCCGGCGCCAGCUCCUACGAAGACAAAGAUUGGAUUAAACAACUCGACGCUUAUAUCGCCAAAGUCUACGUUGAACAACCCCGCGUCAAGAUAUUCGGCAGCUGCUUCGGUCAUCAAAUCAUCUGUCAAAGCCUGCUCCGUGAACACGGGGUUUACGUGGAAAAAGACCCCAAGGGAAUGGAAAUGGGUGUCCACACAGUUCAACUCGAGCAAGACUUCCUCAAAGCGUUAGGAAGUCGUUCGUCGGUCACAGACAACAGCACACUCCGAUUACAGUUUAUCCACGGCGAUCAUGUCAAGAUACCAGAAGGCCAUUCCCUACCCCCAAAGUGGCUCUCCAUGGGCCAGACAGAACACUGCGCAUUCCAAGGGGCAUAUGAGCCGAAUCAUGUGCUCACAUAUCAGGGGCAUUUCGAGUUUGACAGUUUCAUAAACACCGAGACUUGCAAGGCUUUUGCAAGAACUUGUGGCUGGGGACCCCAGUUUAUUGAAGCAUCAAUCGAGGCUAUGGAUAAGGAUGAUGACUCCAAGACUGCCGCUGAUAUGGUUAUGAGAUUCUUCCUCGAGGGACGACAUGCAGUGCCGGGUAUUGGAGGGCUGAUGAGUCCCCCAUUAGAGGAUUAG
Messenger RNA from Fusarium pseudograminearum CS3096, 855 nucleotides. RefSeq lists its product as uncharacterized. The record is from RefSeq and is a predicted model, not a curated record. NCBI's taxonomy places the organism in Eukaryota, Fungi, Ascomycota, Sordariomycetes, Hypocreales, Nectriaceae. The transcript has a single exon. The coding region runs from base 1 to 855 and encodes 284 amino acids. Gene Ontology annotation, cellular component: nucleus; cytosol.